Molecule: messenger RNA, 369 nt
Organism: Cooperia oncophora
Lineage: Eukaryota; Metazoa; Nematoda; Chromadorea; Rhabditida; Trichostrongylidae
Source: the annotation of a GenBank genome assembly
AUGUUUGUUGACGAAGGCUAUGACCGUGGAACCAUCAAUCAUGUCACGUUGCGUUUGAUACUGGUGAGUGGUCGGACGCAUGAGUUCCAAUUUCAUCCCCUCACACCUGCUCAUGAAGUGACCCAAAAAGUGUUCGAACAAUGGCCUAAAGAAUGGGCUGAAGAGAAAGUGGAAUCGGCUUCGAUGCUCAAACUCAUCUAUCAUGGACGUUUUUUGCACGGCUCCGUCACACUUAACGCCUUGAAUUUGCCGCAAGGAAAAACGACCGUAAUGCAUUUGGUGACACGAGAAAAUCUUCCCGAACCGAAUUCUAAUGACUCGUUGUCAAAGCGGAAACGUGGCAGCUGUUGUCGAUGUGUGCUGUCGUAG